Molecule: messenger RNA, 1974 nt
Organism: Chanos chanos (milkfish)
Lineage: Eukaryota; Metazoa; Chordata; Actinopteri; Gonorynchiformes; Chanidae
Gene: col10a1a
Product: collagen, type X, alpha 1a
Exons: 2
Coding region: 1-1974 (657 amino acids)
Molecular function (GO): protein binding
Source: RefSeq, a predicted model, not a curated record
AUGGAACUACGACUAGUAAGCAUUCCUCUCCUCCUGCUGGCCUUGACAGCUGUUCAUGGUGAAAGAUAUGUUGUCAAGAAAGUCAUGAAAGCCCCUCAGUACCAGCCAUACUCAGUGAAGAGCCAUGUGGUGUCAGUAGCAGGUGAGCCAGGUGCUCCAGGUGAGCCAGGACCUGCUGGACCCCCUGGACCUCCUGGACCCCCAGGGAAGAGUGCUGUCGGACUGCCAGGACCACACGGACCUCCUGGACCACCAGGACCUGCUGGCCUCACUGUACCUGGAAAACCAGGUUCUCCAGGUGGACCUGGGAAGCCUGGUUCCCCAGGUGCACCUGGGCCAAAGGGAGAGACAGGUGCAACUGGUCCCCAGGGUCCAAGGGGAAUGCCAGGGCCAACCGGAAGCCCUGGACCUGCUGGCUUCUCUGCCCCUGGCAAACCUGGACCACAUGGCUUGCCAGGACCAAUGGGGCCAAGGGGGGAGCCAGGUAUUAAGGGACAUCCAGGUAUUCCUGGUCUGCCAGGAUCAAAGGGAGACAGGGGAAUUGGAAUUCAGGGACCAGCAGGUGAUAGAGGUCCAACAGGACCCAUGGGUCCUCCUGGGGCACCAGGUGAACCUGGUGUUGGCAAACCUGGUAAACCUGGAUUUCCUGGUGAACCUGGCAAGUCAGGCUCACCCGGUCGGGAUGGGGCUCCAGGUCCCAUGGGAGUUCCUGGUCCCAAAGGUCAAACUGGUGCUCCAGGAGUGGGAAUGCCAGGUAAGCCAGGUGAUAAUGGUGCUCCAGGUAUGCCUGGACCUAUGGGCCCUAAAGGUCAUCAGGGAGCAGCUGGAGCUCCUGGUGCCCCUGGUGUACCAGGUUAUGGAAAGCCAGGAGUACCUGGACAGAAAGGUGAGAGAGGUGUAGUGGGUAGCCCAGGCACAACAGGUCAGAAAGGUGAACCAGGUCCAAUGGGUGCUACUGGACAUACAGGUGCCACAGGUCCCAUGGGCCCUCCUGGUCCUCAGGGUGCAAGAGGUUUCCAGGGAGAUAGUGGACUGCCAGGUGCUAAAGGUGACACAGGACCAAUGGGACCUGCUGGACCAAGGGGAUUAAAGGGUGAAAGGGGGGCACAAGGAUUUGAGGGUAAGCAGGGUUACACUGGGGCAACAGGCCCAGCUGGUGCUCCAGGACCUGCUGGACCUCAAGGUACAAAAGGAGCUCCUGGUCACACAGGGGCACCAGGUGCUCCAGGAGCACCUGGACCUGCUGGACCUAAAGGUGUUUCAGGACAUCCUGGAGCAGCAGGUGCAAGAGGAGAUACAGGUGCCCCAGGCCCAAGAGGACCUGUAGGUCCAGCAGGCCCUGCAGGUGCGCCAGGCCUCAAGGGUCACCCAGGGCUUCCUGGGUCACCUGGCCCUGCAGGUUUGACUGCUAAGGGAAUCCCUGGUCCUCAGGGUCCACCUGGACUUCCUGGAGAAAAUGGUAAAGAUGGUCAGGCAGGACCCCCUGGCCCUCCUGGUCCACCUGGCCCUCCUGGUGAGGUCAUUUUUGAGAAGAGCAUGAAAGCAGGUGAAAUUGUGGUACCUACUCUCAUCAAGACCCCCAUGUCUGCUUUCACAGUUGCAACAGUAACACCUUACCCUCCAUCCGGUACUCCUAUUAAAUUUGAUCAGGUUGUAUAUAAUGCAGAGCAGCAUUAUGACCCUGAAACUGGUAUCUUUACCUGCCAGGUUCCUGGAAUCUACUACUUUUCUUACAGUAUGCAUGUGAAUGGAGCUAACGCUCUGGUAGCACUGUACAAAAACAGUGAUCCUGUCAUGUUCACCUAUGAUGAAUAUAACAAGGGCUUCUUGGACCAGAUGUCUGGCAGUGCUGUCCUUCAGCUUAAUGAGCAGGACACUGUUUAUGUCCAGAUCCCUGAUGAUGAGGCAAAUGGUGUCUUUGCAGCAGAUAAUGUCCAUUGCUCUUUCAGUGGUUUCCUGAUCGCUUCUACGUGA